Penicillium arizonense is the source of this 129-nucleotide messenger RNA. RefSeq lists its product as uncharacterized. The record is from RefSeq and is a predicted model, not a curated record. The transcript has 2 exons. Bases 1 to 129 code for a protein of 42 amino acids. Lineage: Eukaryota; Fungi; Ascomycota; Eurotiomycetes; Eurotiales; Aspergillaceae.
AUGUUAGGCUUACUGAUGUCUUGCCAGAUUUCCACGUUCAAUUUCAGCAGCUCUGGGCAGACCUACUUCAACCGCCCAUGGAAGUUACUGGUAAAGCCCAGGAAAGAGAAGGACGAUGAGAACUGUUGA